Molecule: messenger RNA, 1482 nt
Organism: Melozone crissalis (California towhee)
Lineage: Eukaryota; Metazoa; Chordata; Aves; Passeriformes; Passerellidae
Gene: PCTP
Product: phosphatidylcholine transfer protein
Exons: 6
Coding region: 1-711 (236 amino acids)
Molecular function (GO): phosphatidylcholine intramembrane carrier activity; phosphatidylcholine binding
Source: RefSeq, a predicted model, not a curated record
AUGGCGGCGCCGCCGGAGCUGGAGGCAGCGGUGGGGAUGGCGGCGCCGCCGGAGGCGCAGGAGGCGCUGUCGCGGGGCUUCUCGGAGGAGCAGUUUGGGGCCGCCUGCCGGGAGCUGGACCAGCCGGCGCCGGCCGCGGCGGGGCCCUGGCAGCUCCUGGUGGAGACCAUGGGCGUGCGGAUCUACCGGCUGUACCACCAGCAAUCAGGACUUUAUGAAUAUAAAAUCUUUGGUGGUCUUGCUGACAUUCCCCCAAAAUUGUGUGCAGAUGUCUACAUGGACUUGGAUUUCAGAAAAAAGUGGGAUCAGUAUGUUAAAGAACUGUAUGAGGAAACAUAUGAUGGUGAGAAAGUAAUCUACUGGGAAGUGAAGUACCCUUUUCCUCUCUCAAACAGAGAUUAUGUCUAUAUCCGGGAGAGCCGGGAGAUGGAUGUGCAGGGGAGGAAGAUCUGGGUUGUGUUGGCAAAAAGUGUGGCUGUUCCUCAGUGCCCUGAGAAGCCUGGUAUUAUCAGAGUUAAGAGCUAUAAACAAAGCCUGGUAAUUGAAAGUGAUGGCAAGGCUGGAAGUAAAGUCUACAUGUACUAUUUUGAUAAUCCUGGUGGCAUGAUUCCAACCUGGCUGGUCAACUGGGCUGCCAAGAGUGGUGUGCCUGCUUUCUUGAAGGAUAUACAAAAAGCUUGCCUUAAUUAUUCUAAGACACAUGGGUGUUGAAAUUGAUUUGAACCAUUUAAUUCCUAGAUCUCUGCUGUUACAGGAGCAAAUGUUAUAUAUUACACUGGAUAAAAUCUACCUCUAAUAUUGGAAAGAAUUUUAUUUUAGUUUGAGUUAUGCCUUGAGUUUUAUUACAUUUUUUUUCGACUGAAGAGCUGGCCACUGGCAAAGUAGCACCAAUAUCAGCUGCAGCUUUUGAAAAUACUCAAGUUUUACCUUGUUUCCCAUGCUUUGUUUAUGCUGGUUGUCAGGUAUCAGCUAGAGGAGUUCUGUGCUGGAUGUGUUACGUCCUUGCACAAGAGACAACAAUCUUACCAGAAAAAUGUCUGAACUUGGACUUCAGAUUAUCUGCAUGGGUUAUGCCUGGAUCUGCUUUUGCUACCCAAGUUUGUCAUUCUUAAACUCUCUGCCUGAUAUAAACCUAAAAAAGGCUGAGGAAUGAGGUAAAUUACUAGAAAUGUGCAAUAGGAAGUCUGUGAUGCUAAGCUCCCUUAAAUCCAGCUGUAAAAAGAUCAAGCCUAAAGCUUUGCAUUCACAGCUCCAUAUUUCUGCAUGAAAUGUAAAAACUUUUAUUUGUGUCCAGCUAGAAGAAAAAGGAGGUGACUUCUUGCAUGUCUGAUUUAAGAGGAACAAGUUUUAUCUCCAGAGUCAGUAGCCUUAUCUAUAAAGCAGCUUGGACACCAACUUGAAACUGGAGGUAAUUUUAAACUGGGUGCCUGCCACUGAAUGUGGAUGAGCUUGAUGUGGAGCUUGGGCUUGCUUGCAUUUUUA